GUGGCACAGCAGUCGAGGGCAGGGCGGCACAAGGAAGGAACGCUGCCUUGGAGCGCGGCGUGCGUACCGAAGGGACGCGUUGAUUGACAGUCGGAGGCACGGAGCGCCCUGUGCGGCACACAAGCCGAGCACGCUAAUCUCCCCGUACCCGUCUUGUCAAAGGCAUCUCUGUGAAAUACCAGCCAGAUCAGCCUGGCGCAAAUAAAGGAGGCUCUAUCCAUCCCCUGGGCUUGGUGUUUGGAGUCUUCUCGCCGAUUCAACGAAAAACAAAAAGCAACGCGGCAGCACUGCGACCCUAUCCCAUCCCGUCUUUACCUGUUCGGUCACAACUGGACACAGUCUGGACUAACCUGGCGUCUUAAAGUAUCCUGGACACGGGAGUGGAUGGACAAAAAGCUCAGGUUGCACUUUGCAGUCUGAGCCAAAGAAGAUUUUGUCGGUUCCUUUUUAUGGAGUAAAAAGACUGCGCCCGUUGCUUUCGGGAUCCUCUUUGGGGUUAUUUUUUGUUUUUGUGAAAUCCAACAUAAUUGUGAUGUGUUUGUGAGUCAAGUUACAAACCCUGGAGCCGGUAAACACCCCUUUUCAUUAUUUUUAAGUGGAAUAACGGGCAGAUUAUCAGGAGACUCGGGAGGAAUUUUGGUGCGUAAACUGUGCGGUGUGUGCGGUUGCUGAGCCGCAGAAGUAGUUGUGCCUCCCUUCUUUUCUUACGUUUAAUACCCAGUUUUCCCAUGGAGUAGGCUAAAACACAGGUUAAGACUUUAUAAAAGGAUCGGGUUUAUUCUCUGUCGCCUGGAACAAACAGGCGGAUCUGAUGCGCAGAUUCUCCGUAGGAUGGUAAAUGACCAAUGGGGAAUCAUGAACAGCUCUUCUGAACUCGAAGAUGGGACUCGGCAUAAAAACCAGACGUUCUGUGAGUGUGUGCCCAGCUCCUCCCAGCUCAAACAUCGCUGGUCAGACUCAGAAACUGCCAGGGAGACCCCGGCCAAGAGGAUGAGCUGCAGCUACCUGCUCUGCACUAUCCUGCUAUUCGUGGCUGUAUUGCUGGCUGUCACCGUAACUGGCACCAUCCUUUUUAUGAAUCACUACCAGGCCCCACCCAUGUCUGAUGGCCUACCCCACAUCUCUACCAAUCAGGAUGAAGCCAAUGCCCUGGUCACUGUUGAGAGAGGCGAUGGCUCUCGUAUCAACAUCUUCAUCGAUCCCAACUGUCCCGACUAUAACAGUAACUUUUUGCGCCUGGAGGGUGUGCAGACAUCACUGCUCCACUCGCUAACUGACCAUGAUUCUGACCUGAAGUCAGUGAAAGGCCAGGAUCGGGCUCUUCUUGUCAAUCUGGCUGAGGAGGUGGCGAAGCUGUCAGCACACGCCGGGCAACUGAAAAUGGACUAUGAAUCCUUGCGCAGGGGGCAGGGCAGCCUGGGGCAAGACCUCAACACGCUGCAGACGGAGCAGGGACGCCUCAUACAGCUGCUGUCAGACAGUCAGAUCAACAUGGUGAAGGUGGUGAACUCGGUGAGUGAUGCUCUCAAUGCCAUGCAGAAGGAGAACGUGGGCCUGAAGGCGCGUGUCAAGGCCGACUUGCAGAGGGCACCAGUCAGAGGGGCCCGUUUCAAGGGCUGCGCCAAUGGCUCACGUCCCCGUGACUGCGGUGAUCUGUACGCCAGUGGUCAGAGAGAGGACGGCAUCUACUCAGUGUUCCCUGUUCACCACCCCUCAGGCUUCCAGGUCUACUGCGACAUGACUACGGACGGAGGAGGCUGGACGGUGAUCCAACGCAGGGAGGACGGUUCAGUCAACUUCUUCCGAACAUGGGAGUCAUAUCGGGAGGGAUUUGGCAAGAUCACCGGUGAACACUGGCUCGGGCUGAAGCAGAUCCAUGCCCUGUCCAUCCAAGGGAACUAUGAGCUUCGUAUCGACUUGGAGGACUUUGAAAAUAGCACUGCUUACGCCCAGUAUGGAACCUUUGGAGUAGGCCUCUUCUCAGUCGACCCUGAUGAUGAUGGAUAUCCUUUGACUGUGGGGGACUAUUCUGGCAAUGCAGGUGACUCUCUGCUGAAGCACAACGGGAUGAAGUUCACCACCAAAGACAGGGACAACGACCACUCGGAGAACAACUGCGCCUCUUUCUACCAUGGUGCCUGGUGGUACCGCAACUGCCACACCUCCAACCUUAACGGCCAAUACCUGCGUGGCCAGCACACCUCCUAUGCCGACGGCAUCGAGUGGUCCUCGUGGACUGGCUGGCAGUACUCCCUCAAGUUCUCCGAGAUGAAGAUACGACCUACCCGUGACCCAGAGAAUAAAUGAGAAAGACAAAAGGAAAAAAGGAGGAAAAAGAAGAAGUUUUCUGAAACAUUACAAACCACAGUUUCUGACAGCUAGGCGGAGUUACUUGUCUUGAUAUUGUUUAUUCACUAAAAAACAUACCUCUUUGAGUUUAGUUGACUCUGCUGUUUGCCUCCUGAUGUCUCGCUCCCUUUUUGCUCCUCUUCCUCCAUCACUCAGCUACUAGUGUCAUGCCAGCUACCAUUGUCCUUCCCCCGGUUCCUUUCUUGAAAAAAAAAAUGUAACUGUCAUCAUGAAUAUUUUUGAUCAUUCAGUUCACACAAACAGCUUACCAGAGCUCACAGUCCACUGCGCUAGCUUUACUCAGUCUGACAUGGUGGUCCAAGCAUCGCCUGCAGGAUCACACACCAGUAAUUCGCUCCUGACAUGUAACUCUGACCUCCCAUCUGUGCUGACAUGGCACUUUGAUUGUGGUUCAGUCUCACUGCCCAUUGCUGUAUAAUCUGUGAGGGGAGAGGGUUGCGCCAGAUAUAAUAGAAACAGACAAACUCUUUGCAAAAAUAUGAACGGAGAUAAAAAUCCUCCUCCUUUCCCCAUUUGCAAAGGAAGUUUCCCCGGUGAGAAGGGACAGCGCAGUGGUACACUAUGUCACAUUUACAUCCUUGAUCUGUGUGAAUGAGACCCAGCAGGGUAGUGGCAAGAAGUGCAGGGCCUCAGAUAAUUAGAGGAAGACAGAGACAGAGAGAACGAGGAAACAAUUUGACAAGAGGUAAAUUAGUCGAAAGGAUGAAGGGGGAGCAGGGUGGAUCAAAGGGGAGAGAGGAAGUGGAAGAAGAGGAGGUGCAAAAAGGAUGAGAAAGAGAAAUGAGAAAAAGGAAGAGACAACGGAGGAUCUCAUUCAUCUGACUUGGGCCAUUAGGGAGCAUAUUGGGCACUUUGUCUGAUCUGCCUGCCAGCUGAGUACUGGCCAACUGAUGCAGCACUCACAGAUGGUAACCCAGCACUUUGUGUGUGUGUACGUGGCUAUGUGUGUGUAUGCGUGUGUGUCUACGACGGAGAGAGACAGACAGAGUUCUCUAACAUUAUCAAUUUCCUGUCAUGAGUUCAGUAGAGCGUCUCGACUGACUACAAUGUUUAGCACAGACAUGAUGCAUGGCUGGCAUACCUUUCACUCUCCAUUUAAGUAGUUAACAUCAAAUAACAAAGCCUGUAAUGUAUGUACAUGUGACAGGAGGGUAAAGACACUGACAACAAUUUAAAGGAGACCAACGGGAUCGGAGAAUGAAGGAGGAAUCAAAGACUGUGUCAUGACUUCUUCUCGGACCUGAUGAGGAAAUGUUACAUUUUUGCCAACGACCCCACAUUCCCACCUCUUUGGUUUGUCCUCUGAUUUGUCAUUUUUUUUCUCCUUUCCAGGAGAUUCUUACGGGAUCCGUUUGCAUGACACAGUUCCUCUUGUCAUGCAAAGGGAGAGAAAGUUGCUGUAAAAUAAGAUUUGACGCUUUCAGCCACUGUCUUUUUUUUUUCUUCUGAGUAGGAAUUCUACAAUGUGUUAUGGCAAACACAAAAUUGCCGAAAGCAAAAAAAAAAAAAAAAA
Molecule: messenger RNA, 3883 nt
Organism: Epinephelus lanceolatus (giant grouper)
Lineage: Eukaryota; Metazoa; Chordata; Actinopteri; Perciformes; Serranidae
Gene: fibcd1b
Product: fibrinogen C domain containing 1b
Source: RefSeq, a predicted model, not a curated record